Molecule: messenger RNA, 1362 nt
Organism: Naegleria fowleri
Lineage: Eukaryota; Heterolobosea; Eutetramitea; Acrasida; Naegleriidae
Exons: 1
Coding region: 1-1362 (453 amino acids)
Source: RefSeq, a predicted model, not a curated record
AUGAAGAUUCUACCUUGCUCUCUCAUAUGUGGUUUCCUUCUUUUUGUGAUGAUCCUUUGUGAAGCAUCUGCCAAAUGUCAAGCAGCUCAACUUCCACAGAGCCGUCUUUCCGUCGCUCUCUCUCAACACUUUUCAUUUCUUUCUCUUUUACCACAAUCUCAGGAACUUUCAUCUAAUUCUAAUCAUCAUAAUGAUGAUGAGGUAAUUAUUUACUUACCCAAACCAGUUUUCUCAGAUUUUGAUCCCUGGAAAGUGCCACAAGUUGGAAUUCCACAACAAUAUGUCGUGCUCAUUGCUGUAUCGGUUUCCGUUAUUCUCGUUGUCUUUUUCCUUGCUCCAUGUAUCCUCUCAUGUUUGGUUUUAUGUAUUGCCAUAUGUACAGUGAAUACAGACAGAUAUCAAAGAAUGACUUUUGACAUGAUGGAUCAUUCCACAGAAAUGAAAAACAAUUCAACUACGAGUCCAUAUCCAGUGACCACCUUGAAUUCCGGUUGGUAUCGAUCCAUUCAUUCAAGAUUGUUUUACACAACCUCCAAAGAUUGUAAAUGGAUACUAUUUUCCGUAAUCACUUGGUUGCCAAGAAAGAUUUGUUGUUGUGGUUUAUUGGAUGCAUGUUGUUUUUUACGUUUGACAAGAUUUCAUGUGAGAAAUAUGAGAGUUGGAAAUAGAAAACUUGAUUUGGAUAUAUCUGACACUUGUCAUUCCAUGGCAUUCAUUUAUGCCAUUAAUCAUUUGUUAAAUGUUUACACUUGUGGAUUGUGGAAAGCUUUGGGAUUGAUGCAUCAUUUCUUGUUGUCAAAACUCGAUCAGAGAUUAAUGUGGAGAGAAAAGGAGGGCAUUUAUCCACAAGGAGGUCAAGCUACUUCUGUCACUUCUGAAAAUGGAAAUUCCACAACCCCUUAUUACUCACAUGAUGUCAUCACCCCAACACCUGUCAGUGAUCAAAAAAUAAUUUGGAACGAAACUGAACCUGGAUCCUUCCUUUGGUUCAGUGCUUAUUGCGGAAAAUCCGUCGAGCUCACUCACUGGUUCUUUAACUUCCUUAACGUUUUCACAUGUAGUUUUUUGGGUCCAAUUAUUAAGGCAUGGUAUUUGAGGCAUUUGAUGCGAAAUGUGAAAUUUGGAGGAAAAGGUGAAUUUGUAUUGGUCGAAGAGGCCACUAAUCGAAUUACGAGUCGAAUCGCAAAUUCUCCAAAUCGAAUCAUGUUGAGAAGUGAGUUAGAGGGAUGUGAUUUGUUUUUGAGAGAGUUUUUAUUGAAAGUUUUGAACUUUUUGACUUGUGGCAUUUUUGGAUAUUUGUUUGGAGACCGUUUUAUCUUGUCUUAUAUAGAUGACCAUAUGAAUCUGGUUGGAGAUUAUUAA